AUGCUGUAUUUGGAGGACUAUGUUGAGUGUAAGGUUUUUUAAGCUUAUUUUUAUGGUAAUAUCUUGGCCGUAAAUGACUGCUGUGAGUCUUUUUAUCCCAUAAAAACGCGUUUAAAGUCAAUCAAGCCUUCGAUCGUUUGUAGCGUUGCUUUUGUUAUUUAAUGUCGAAAUCUUUACGAACCAAGUAGCUGGUUUGAUUCUAAAAGUGAAAUUUUAUCCAAGAUGCGUGGCUUAAGCAAAAAUCUGUGCUAAAUUAUGUGAUCGUCAUCGUAACACGAUUGUGUUUAAAUCUGUAAACAAUGAAUAAUCACGGACAUGCGCAGUAGCUUAUCAAUAAGCAGUACAUCGUGGAACGCAUAUAGGGCUCUAAGGUGUAAUCAUGACUGCUUUUUAUAAAUUUAAGACGAGUGAAAAAAAAUUUUCAUCAUUUUCUGUGGAAAAAGUGUUUUAUAAUUUUCCCCAAUUCUGCUUUCAAAAAAUAUGUGCACCAAUAGUCCCCCCAGCACUGACUUACAUGUUACAAUUUUUGAGUGAUCAUUUACUUUUCCAGUCUUGAGGAAUUCUUUGUUAUCAUGCUCCUGCAUGUGAAGGGCAUGGUGAACAUGGCCUCAGAAGUUCCUGUAUGGCAGCAAUUUUUGUCUUUUAUACAAUAUGGUUGCUACGGUAAAAUUUUAUACUUUAACUGUAAACCCUUUAACUCCCUUGAGUGACCAAGAGAGAAUUUCUCCUUACAAUAUCAAUACAAUAUCAACCAGAUAAGUGAUGAGAAUAAAGAAAAACAUCAAUUUGGGGAUAAUUAGUUGAUCCAAUACUAAAUUCUCUGAACUAACAUUAUAGGAAUUGUAUGGUUGACAGUGACGAGAAUUACAAAUUUGAUCUGGGAGUUAAAGGGGUAAUUGUUUCCACUUACAGCAAACCUACACCAAUUAUUAUUGAUAUCAUUGGUUUUCAAAAAACAUUAUUAUAAAGAGAGAUUUUAUCUGUAUUGUUUUGACCAUGGGUUAAGAAAAAAAAUCUGAGUUCCCUUGGAGGAAUUGAAGCCUGGACCCUUCAGACCCUUUGUGCUGCAGUGCAUCAGAGCAAGAAAUGGAGAGGUCUUAGGUUAGAUUCCUUAUAGGGCACUCAGAUGUUUCUUCUUACCUUAACAGUAACUAACUAUAAAAAAAUCUCUUUUCUCUGCCUUCAUGCUGAAAAUUUACCAUUUAUCUUGUUCCAAUUUUUUACACACUGUUACGCUGUUAUCUAAGGUAUGAGAUUAUCCUAGUGUACUGUAAAUGACCUUGUGAUGGUUGUCACCAUCUGUUGUUAUUGCAUUUCCAUGAAGUUAACAUAAAAUGUUUGUUAAUUUUUAAAGUGAUUGAGCAGCUGCCAGUUGAGCUGCGAGACAGAUUCACAGACAUGAGGGAAAUGGAUCUACAGGUUCAGAGUGAGUCAUGGCUUGGGAAGCACUUUUACAUUAUUAAACUUUUUAACGUACUCAAAUAAUGUUUUUAUGUUACACUUUAAUAAUUGCUUUAUUAACUAGAUGCUCCACUAGGUUCUUUUGGGAAGUUUUAUUGAGUGUUAAAAUCGAUCCAUGAUUGUGCUGGUUUCACAUGUUUUUCUUGCUGAUUGGUUCUGAUAACUCUUACCAUCCUUACAAUUAGAAGCUUUAUCUUAAAUAAUCACAUUGUCUUGGCUUGGAUUUUCUUGAGCAUUAAGUGGGUUACUUGUUUUAACUUUCUGCUCCCUGUAACCUUGGUUCUGACUAGGCAUUGUAAAUUAUACUGGUUUUUGUUUAACAAAACUUAAUCAGUGUGCUCUAACUAAAGUAAUGUAUUGAGGUUUCAAGCAUAAGCCCUUUUUUUUUUGCUUUGACGAAGGGCUAAUGCUUGAAAUGUCAGCUUUAAAACUCUAUGGUGGCCAAUUUAUGUUAUCAACUGGUUGAUGAUACUAAAUUACCCAGUUAUACUCUCCCACUGAUACAGCAUUUCAGUUUCUUUAGAAACUUACCCCCUUUAAAUUACAGGUAUUGCUUGAUUUGAUUAAUGCAGACCUGACUGACGUGGCAUAGUCUCCAACACCUUCCCAUGCACAAUUGAAUAGUCACUCUCAUUGUCACCAAUUGAUUUUUUAACAUUUUUUUCUAAUUACAGACAGAAUAGAUGACAUGGACAUCAGAGUGAAGCAGUUUUUCAUGAACUGCCGAAAAGCAAAGCCAGAAUGGAAAGAACAACAGUACAAACAAAUCAGAGAUGUAAGUUACAAUCAUUAAUAAAGAAUUAUUUGCAUUUAGAAAAUUUCAAUUUUUUCGUACUCAGAAUACUGUAGUUAUUCGGUGAUAAGGCGCACCAUUUUUUUCAAGAAAUUCCUAAUUUCUACUAAAAAUUACCGCCAAAGUUUGGGUGCGUCUUAUGGGCAAAUAUUUUCCCGAAACAAUUUUUUUUUAUUGCAUUUACUGGUACGAUUUCAAGCAAAUAAAAUGACACACACACAUUGACUUUUAUGAAUAUGGUGGUUCUGAAAAGACAAGCGAAGUCAAAUUUGCAUAGAUGUGAUACGUGCUCGAGAGCACGUGCUUAAUAAUUUGAUAUGUCACAAAAUGAAACGAAAAUAAACAAGCAAAGAAGUAAAUACCUUCUUCAUCCUUUCAGCCUUUUUAGUGCACUGAGACCUGCAUUCUCGGCGGUACAUCUUGUUUAAUCAAGGCUUUUGUUUGUGUGCAUGGUCGUGUGUGCGACAAUUCUGCUUUUGUUGAUUAACGGUAAACUAAAAUCAAUACACGACUUUUUCGCUUUUUUGUAAGUUUAUGAAAGAAUUUACAAUAAACUUGACCAAUCUUUACUCCCCAAACAACGGUGCGCCUUAUAACCAAGUAUUUUAGCGAUUUUCUCAGUUUGAAAACAUGCAAUAAUGAAGUUGCCAAAUUGGGGGUGCGUCUUAUAGCUGAGUGCGCCUUAUAACCGAAUAACUACGGUAGUUUUCCAAUGCAUGCAAAGUACGGAACUGGAGACACACCAUGGGAAAUGUGUUAAUUGGCUUCUAAGAGAAACUCAGGCUAUAUUUCAGAGUUAAGAGUUGAUGUUUCCAAGUUUUGAUUCAAGGAUUUAAUUCCUUAUGUUUGUUUUCACUUUUAGAUGAAUGAUUAGGUGAUGCCUGGGGUCAGCUGGAAAUGAAAUCACAUUUUAUCUCUGAUCUGUAGAAUUUCCGUGUCAUUGAAAGGCACAGUCAAAUAGUGAUAUUUCCCCUUCUUGGGGUUUUUUGGGAGUUUUUCUUUAAACUUAUCUUUGUUUGUUUGUUUUUUUUUCUUUAUUUAAGGAGUAUCAGAAGGCUGUUGAGGAUGCUGAAGAAAAAGUUAGCAUAGCAACACAGACUUAUGAUCUGGUAUGGUAACACAGCUAGAUUAUUAUACUAAUUCAAUUAUUUUCAUUGCAUAAUUUUUGUUGCUGCUGUUGUUGUUGUUACUGUAGUUUCUUAGAAUGGGCAUAUAGAUAUUACAUUGUAAUUUUCAUUAGCAUGCAUACACUGUGUGUAAACAAGCAUCAAGUUUAACCUGUGGCUUCCUUUUUAUCUUUCCUAAGGUGGACAGACACUUAAGAAAAUUAGAUCAAGAGUUGUCCAAGUUCAAAAUGGAAUUAGAAGCAGAUAAUGCCGGUAUUACAGAGGUUUUAGAGCAAAGUAAGUAAAGUUCAGUCCAGUGUAAGGGAACAUAAAUUUGUUAUUUUGAAACAGAGGGGUUUUCAGUAUCUAAGUGGAAACAUUAGUUAAUUAAUACUCUGUAGAGGUACAUGUAGCCAGCAAUGUACAUGUAGCUUAAUUUUGGAUACAUUUUUUUUCUAUAGGAUCUCUGAGACUAGAUGAACCUAUUAAUCCACCCUCUCCUGCAAGGAGUAACCACAUACAUGGAUCAUUGCAAUUAACUGGGCAUAGUAAGUUUAUCAAAUGAACCAUACAACUCUGUAUAUGCAAUCCCAUAGAAAACUUAAAUGAAAGCUGAGGUGCAGAGAGCUGGACCGGUUGGCAUGAGUUGGAAUUUGUCAGACAAUCUGUGAUGGACCAGUUUCCUAUCCCAGAGAAGUAGCUUUAUACACAUGGUUACCUCAUGCAACAGAAACAGGAGUUAGUUAUGAACAGCAGCUAUGCUUGUCAAUUCUCAGACUUAAAUCCUUUCUGUGCUUUUCCAUUGCAGAAAGGAAAGCUCCCGACAGUCUCACUACUGAUUUGGUCAAUGGCGAUCACUUGUCCAUCCCAGGAAUGCAUGAUUAUGCAUAUGGCUCCCUUGGAACCUACAACCAGAUGUCGCCAUCACCAAAAUCAGUUGCUCCUCAGUCACCUUCAUCUGCUCCAAGAUCUUACACCUUAGGUGAGCAAACCCAGCUUACAGCAGUGUGAGAACCUUUACACCUUAACAUAAGUAUGCAUAUUCUCCUUACCCGUCUCUUUAAAUUUCCUUUGGUACUGUCUGGGAGAAUUUGUUUAUCAAUCAAGAUUUUUAGUUUAUGAUCAUUUCCUUUAUUCUCAUGACCUUACUGUGUGAUUUAGAGGUGCUAUUGUAGGGAGAAAUUAGAUGCUAAUCACUCUCAGGGAUCAAAGGGUUAACCUUUUCAUCCCUGAGAUCUAGAUAUGAAUUUGCUGCCACACAUUUCUAACAAUUUUAAGACAGAAAAUUUUUUGUUAAAUUAAACAGUGUCCUCUCUUUGGUAGCUUUCUUUUCUGUACCUUUCUGCUGAAAAAUGUAUUGGUAUGGAAGUUCCAUUUUAAUCUCACCUGGAAGUGAGAGGAUUAAUCUUUCAACUCCCAGAAGUGAUUGACUUACAAAUUCUCCCCAAAAUAUCCAUACAUUAUCCAGCAAACAGGUAAUGAGAAUACUCAAACUUAUCAGAAAGAAGUUUUUAUUUUGAUCUAACACCAAUUUCUUGUAACUAAUUUACAAGGAAAUGUGUGGCAGCUGGAGAUGAGAAUUAACAAUCAGAUCAGUGAGUUAAACAACGUGUAUAUCAUAAACUGAAUUACACACGCAUUUUGAUUGGCUCUCUCUAAUGAUCUACGGGAGAACAGAGAUAUUGAUGACGUCGUUAUUAUGGAAAACAUAUAGAUUUUAUUUUGCCAUGGGUCUGUUCAGGAAUAUAUCACAGAUGACACCAAAACGAGAUAAGAACACCAGUGACACACCCGGCCACUCCCACAUUUUUGUUCUCACCACAUUUUGUUGAGGUUUAAGCGUAAACAAGGCUGGAAAACUUCAUGAAAGCACACUGUAUUUAUUUAUACCUAUAUUUUUUUCCUUUCUUCAGGUUCAGUCGGAGCAGGAUCAGCUGCAGUUGCAGUUGCUGCUGCGCAGGCAGUUACAACGACGUUGCAGAUGCAGCCUGGUAGAAGAGCUAGUGGAGCCUUGAAACCGCCUUAUGCUGCAGCCUUGGGUGGGUGUACUGAUUUCUGGAGUCUGCUGUUUUCCUGAACAGGCACCUUUGCCAUUCGUUCAAAAUUUCACGUUUUGUCACGAGGAAGCUGACAUAAUUUUUAUAGAAAAGAAAUCGGCGAAUUUGUCAAUGUGUAAUGAAAAUAUUUCAUAGAGCUCAUUCGAUUCGGAACUCGAUGCUUGCUGGAUUGUUACUCUAUAUCCUAGACAUACGGCUGUUUAUAGUUCUUAUUGUUAUUUUUUAAAAAACAAAAAUUUGUUUUGAAAAAUAUAAUUAUUUUCUUUUUUACAGGAAGUUCUUUGAGCACUCUGUCUACCCCACCUAGUGGUUUGAAUGGUCUCCCCGCCAGUAGUUCCCUGGGAAUGCCGUUUGACCCGGCAUCCACUAACGUAAACUCUGUCAGUAUACCUGUUACUCCAAGUGACGUACAUGCCUCGAUCAGUGUGGCGCCAACAUCGACAAAACAAAAGAAAAAGUAAGCACUUUGUGGAGUCUCGUGUAACAGUAUUUAGGGUCCGCGGGACCCGUUUCUCGAUAGUCCCGGUAAUUUAACCCUUAAAACCCUAAGAGUGACCAGCAUCUAAUUUUGUCCCUACAAUAUCACCUCUGAAACACGCAUUUAGGUCAUGAGAAUGAAGGAAAAGAUCACCAACUAAAAAAGCUUUUGAUCGGUAAACAAAUUCUCCUUGUCAGCACCUUAGGUCGCGUUAGGUUCUGUGAGCACUGUUAUAAAUUGCACUCCGCUCACUGAUUUUAUCUUUGUCUUUCGAUUGUUAUCAUCUGGUUACGAAUACACGCGCUUCGCUUCAUUUUGGCCUUCGAGAGAAAUAAGAUAUGUCUCACGGCUAAGCAAGAAGGUCGAAGGCUUACCAAACGAACGGAAAAAAACAAGUUUUACCUUCAUCCAGAUUUUAACACUUAUUGGUCAAUUUUAGGGUUAACUGUAAAAGUAUGGAGUUUCUUUUAUAAAUAAGUGAUCAUUUCCUUCAUUCUCAUGGCCUUAACUUUUGAUUCAAGAGGGAUACUGAAACGAGAAACUAGAAGUCAGUCACUCUUAGGGGUGAAAGGGUUAAUGCUGGGGAAAUCGGGAUAAGAACCGGUGUUUUGGGCCACAAGAAUCGAUAGAACACUCAAUCAUUACCCUUAGUUGACAACUGAGGUGACUCUUUGAUUCUCUCUGUUGUCUUUGACAGAAGUAAAAAUUCCACUCAAGUCACAGCAGUGGCUUCGGCGCAGGUCGCUGAACAAGAGGCAGCCGUUGCAGCGGCUGCUGUACCGGACUGGGUGUACGAUCCCAAUGAACCACGCUACUGCCUCUGUAAUCAGGUGGGUAAAAAGGUCUUAUAGUGUCGGAAGUAAACCGGGAUUUCUUCGGUUUUUCUUUAUUUCGCUUUGUGAUUGGUCUAGAAAACUCGUGUCACUUUCUCGACCAAUCAGAUUCAAACUAAAACUAGUCUUCGCGACGUGAUCACUCGCGUUUUCCCGCGCUUCAGGCAAUUUGCUUGUUCUAGGAUUAAUUUUCUCUUUGGUUCCUUGUAAUAUUUUCCCUUUUCCUGAUUGGCUGUUGUGAUAACUUUAGCUUUGGAAAACAAGUUUUGUCCUACAUAUUUCUAAUUUAUGUCUACUUGUAGGUGUCAUAUGGCGAAAUGGUGGGAUGUGAUAACACUGAAGUGAGUCAUUGUUUUAACGUCGUUUUAACUUCAAAACAUGCUAAUGAUCACUAUCUGUUACUUAGAAACAUUAUUUGCUCUUCUUGAAUUGCCCCUUUUAUUCCUUGCAAGCUUACCAGUCGUUUCGUAACCACGAACGCUUCGUGCUCAGCCGAUUCGUACCCUGCUAGAACCCGCAUUCGCACCCACUCAGUUUUUUGUUUAGAUGUCUUGCUUUCAGGCUGUCAAUACCAGCUUGUCUUACAAGUGUUAAAAACAAUCGUAAGUUGGUAAGUCGCGGUGUUUGAAGACCGAAAAACUUUUUUGUCAAAGCUCAAAGCAAAAUGGUAAGUUAACAUGAAAAGUGUAUUUUGAUAAGCUUUGCUUGCGAAAAGUCUUCGGUUUUCUUCUUCCCUGCUUUUGUUUCCUUUGAACUUUCAAUCUUCAUUCGCAUAUUUUGCGGUUGUUUCUUAUGUUUCCUUUUGAAAUCGCGAGAAACUAGUGCGGCCGGCUCAUAAUUGAUCCCCUUGCGUAUGCCCUACAUUUGACCGUUGUGUUCACAAAAACGAGGUCUGGGACGGGGUUUGUAAGAGAUCUUUGUUUCCUGAGACCUUCUGGAUUUUGAACGUCACUUAAUUUUAGGGUGCCAAUCGACCAGCGGGUCGGGUACGGACCGAUGCACACUGGGUACGAAUAAACCAAUAGGUCUGGCACUAACAGACACAGACUGGGUACGAACCGGUUGAAGCAACUCCUGAUUGUGCUGUUUAUUCACGUUUCAGUGUCCCAUUGAGUGGUUUCAUUACGGAUGUGUUGGAUUAACAGACGCUCCAAAAGGAAAAUGGUUUUGUCCUCAAUGUCAAAAUCAAAAGAAACAACAAAGAAGAGGAAAUAGACACCAGUAGUAUAAAUGAAUAAAUGCAAUUAUGGAAAAGUCGGCGGCGACGUGAGAUAGAAUGAAUAGUGUUACGUUGCUAUUCUCUGUCGCAAUGAGUGGUGUAACGAGGCCAUUAGCGUGAAGACAUGUUAAGGGUGACUUUCAAUGCGAGACAGAAAAACGAACAUUUAAGGAAGAGGAGAUAAAUGAAAAAGUAGAGUCAUAAGAAUGCUUUCAGUUGCUUUAAGAAUGGUGAUAUACUUGCGAUAGUUUCGGAGGUACC
Molecule: messenger RNA, 8208 nt
Organism: Pocillopora meandrina
Lineage: Eukaryota; Metazoa; Cnidaria; Anthozoa; Scleractinia; Pocilloporidae
Source: the annotation of a GenBank genome assembly